CCAACAUCCGCCUGUAGGAGGACAUGCAAUCUCAGUCGUCGCUCUGAACAGUCGGUGUUUCCAAGACAGGACCCUCAGAUUAGCCAGUGAGCCAGACCCUGCCAACAUCGAACGAACCGCCUUGCCGGACGGUCGGUCCAGAUUUUGAGCCACGCAUUCGGUGCCGGAAGCCAGCACACGAGUCGUCACGACAUCAUCUUGCCUCACAUGCGCAGUCGCCCCGAGCCCGGGCGCUCCGGGAGCGGAAUGCCCGCCGUCGCCGGCCGAGGCAUGUCGUUGGCGGUCGAGUCGUGCCCCGAGUCCGUGCGCUCGAAGGUGAUGUUCGCGAUCAUGUUCGUCGGCUCCCUGGGGUACCUCUGCGAGGCGUUCGCGGUGGAGAUUUUCAUGCCCUCGUUCGGGGAGGGCCAGGACGACGCCCUCCGCGCCUUCUGCAUAUGCAUCGCGGCGCCCGCGCUGCUCGCGUUGCCCCUGACGUUCGUCAUCGCCGAGAGUCCCUGCUUCCUCGCGGUCAAGGGCAGGGCGGAGAGCUGCGCCAGGGUGCUGGACAAGAUCGCAUGGUGGAAUGGUUUGGCGGGGAUGCGCCAGAGCAUCCGCGUCCCACGCGUGCAAGCGUCGCACCUGAACGUGCGGGACGGCACGACCGUGACCAGCUUGGUCUGGUCGACGGCCAUCGCCUUCCUGGCGUACCCUUGGAUCCUGAGCCUGCUCAUCGUGAUCGACAGCAGCCGCUCCUUCUUCAUGUCGGGGUCGUCCUACCUGUGGAAGGACCUUUUCAGCAUGCCGAGCGUGGCCGCGCAGGUGUCGCCGUCCCUGCUGAACGUCAUCGCCAGCCUCUCCCCGCUGGUGGGCCUGCUCCUCGGCGAGCGCAUCGUCAAGAGGCUCGGCGUCCGCACCACCUGCUUGGCCUGCUCCGCCGUCGCUGGGUCCGCGCUCCUCGUUCUGACCUUCGCCACCCUGCGCGGGAUCCCCGCGCUGCUGCUCUGCAUGGUGCUGGCCACCAAGCUCACCUACGGCCCGCUGGGGACGUGCAUCGUCCUCAUGAAACUCGAGGCCUUCCCGACCGAGGUGCGAACCACGAUCUUCUCGUUCAUCAGCAUGUGCGGGAAGCUCUUGUGUUUGUUGGCGCCAACCAUGGUGGAGGUCAUGAGACAUGGAGAGAAGUCCACGGAUUGGACCGAUCGGAACCUCAGCAUUUACAUCUGGUGCCUGAUAGCGACGGCCGCGGCGACGGGCGUCUUCGCGAUCUUCACCGACGGGAGCGCGGACGAGAGGAAGCCCCUCGAGGACUACGUGGACCCCGACACGAACAGGAAGGAUCCUAACGGCACGUCGCUUCCUGCCGGUCGCCAGAACAGCUUCUACGGCAGCUUCUACAACAUCUGGACGCCCACGUCCGCGUCGGCCACCCCGACCUGGAUAGGAGGCGAGCAGCAGCCCAUCUUCGGCGCUUCUGGCAAGAAGAGCUGA
This is a messenger RNA of Prorocentrum cordatum, 1467 nucleotides long. NCBI's taxonomy places the organism in Eukaryota, Dinophyceae, Prorocentrales, Prorocentraceae. The record is from the annotation of a GenBank genome assembly.